Molecule: messenger RNA, 789 nt
Organism: Ostrinia furnacalis (Asian corn borer)
Lineage: Eukaryota; Metazoa; Arthropoda; Insecta; Lepidoptera; Crambidae
Product: sorting nexin-2-like
Exons: 4
Coding region: 145-789 (214 amino acids)
Biological process (GO): early endosome to Golgi transport
Cellular component (GO): endosome; endosome membrane
Molecular function (GO): phosphatidylinositol binding
Source: RefSeq, a predicted model, not a curated record
CAGUUCUGCUAGAUCUGUCAAACUAUUGUCAAGCAACCCAAUCGUAUCGGUGGAUUUAUCUCGCUGUUUUCAGUAUUAUUUCAUUGAAAUACGUGUAGUUUGCUUUGGUUGUGCUUGCAAGUGUUGGAUUGUGUAUUUUGAACCAUGUCGGAGGGGCCAGACACACCGCCCUUUAGCACGGUCGAUAUUAACAAUGAUAACAGGGAUGAAGAGGAUCUUUUUGCGUCUGCGGUCCAGGAAGUCAGCCUGGACCCUGAAGUCAACGGAGCCCAAGAAAGCAUGGAAAAGGUGACCAUAAGUGAUGCACUGCCGUCUAUAACUACUACAUUAAGCAGCCCCAUAAUGGAAGAGAUUGCAACGGAACGCACAAACAACAUUAUCAUCACCAUCACAGAACCACAGAAGAUUGGCGAAGGCAUGAGCUCCUACGUAGCUUACCGUGUACUCACCAAAACCAACAUGCCUAUAUUCAGCAGGCAUGAGUUCGCUGUGUGGAGACGCUUCAGUGACUUCUUAGGGCUCCACGAGAAACUGACAGAGAAGUAUCUUCGCUCUGGAAGAAUAAUACCUCCGGCCCCUGAGAAAAGCAUAGUUGGAACAACCAAGCUAAAGAUGACAUCGACGCCGUCAACGGAGAGCGCUAACGGGAGCAACUCAGGCAACGUGCAGUCCCAGUUUGUGGAGCGACGGCGCGCGGCGCUCGAGCGAUUCCUGAACCGCGUGGGGCAACACCCUGUGUUGUGCAUCGAUCCGGACUUCAGGGAGUUUCUGGAGUCAGGUUUGUACUGA